Messenger RNA from Haliotis rubra (blacklip abalone), 1126 nucleotides. RefSeq lists its product as uncharacterized. The record is from RefSeq and is a predicted model, not a curated record. Bases 92 to 1033 code for a protein of 313 amino acids. The transcript has 2 exons. Lineage: Eukaryota; Metazoa; Mollusca; Gastropoda; Lepetellida; Haliotidae.
GCAAAGGUCACCGUGACCCGGACCGCGUCAGCCUGUAGGAUAGUGGGGACAGCAUGCAACGUCUGAGCUGGAACUGUAAGCUGUUUUCAGAAUGAUCUGUGGAGGUGACGCAAAGGUUGAGGAUAUCUCACCAAUUCUUGACGUCCAUAAAAUCAUCCAGGACUGGGCAUGGGGUGAAUUCAUAAAGAGUGCAGGCCGUUUGAGAAGGCCUUUCAUCAGAAGAAAACACUUCACUGUUGACGUCCAAAUGAACUUCUAUCAGUUUGAAGAUUCGAAAGCUGAGCUUAAAGACGUGGAUGUUGGAGCUGAGUCAAAUCCAUUUUCCAAGGAAGGAGAACAUAUGCCCAAUACAUCCAUACUCUCCACGGACUACCAUAACGACACUGAUAUGGACCAGGUAUACAAGUUCAGAAUGGAACGGGCAAGAAAGGCGAGUGUAAAGGUGACUUUCCAGAAGGGAUUUACAAUUGGUGGAACGGCAAACUUCUCCAUUGGUGUUGUUAAUGGUAAACUUGAGACGACACUCAACGUAACCAAAACUACCGAGCAGACAUUUGAGGAAACAUUGACGUUUGAAACCAAUAGUGAUAUCAACGUCAAAGCCAACACCAACUGCGUGGCCCAGGUUGUCUUCACGGAGAGGGAGAUGUGCAAAAGGUUCACAGUUGAGACCACCAUGAGAAUGCCAUCAGGCAAAGCCCCAGUGUACAUAAGAAGGAAGAAGGACAAGAAGGUAAUGAUGUCGUUCAAGAUUCAGGAUCUAAGACUCAUUUUUCACAAGUAUAAGGAGGAGAAGGAUCCGGAUAGGAGAGUGGACUUUGUGAGGGAGACAAUUAUGUUGAACGGGAAAGAGUACAACAACUAUGCGAUCAAGCUGACAACGAGGGGGGUCCUUGAAGGAAUGAGGCUGUCGGGUCAGACUGUGAGGCUUUAUUCAGAGGAUAUAGAACGUAACGGUAAACGAAAGAAACAGACUGAUAAUGAAGUUCUAGAGGAGCACAUGACUCGACAAAUACAAAGUGUAAAAAUGUAAAUUACUGUCAACAUUAUGAAGUGAAGUUCAGGCGUUUUCUAGGCGUGCCAGCUUUUUGCUGAUUGAACACCUCAGUUUCAGGAAGAAAAAUUG